UGACAAAAUCCACUGUGUGCAUAAGUUAGCGCUCUUAUUUUCACCGCUGUCUAUGUGGUUGUUAAACAACAACAAAGGCAUAGCGUUAGCUGUAUUCAACAGCGUAUUUAAAUCACUAUUAAUACGCUGGCAGCUGCUGUGGGGGGCGGAGUGACUGUGAAGCGCUGCGCCGGCUGGGGCGCUCAAUCAGGGGAAGAGAGAUGGCGUGUUUGUUGGAGGCCCCUCUCCGCAUUAGUGUGCUGUCUGAAGUCACUGCCACUAGUCGUCAUUAUGUGGACAGAUUGUUCGACCCCGACCCACAGAAAGUGUUGCAGGGAGUCAUUGACAUGAAGAAUGCGGUCAUUGGAAAUAACAAGCAGAAAGCCAAUUUGAUCGUCCUCGGAGCAGUGCCAAGGCUACUGUACCUGCUUCAACAGAGCUCUUCCAGUCUGGAGCUGAGAACAGAGUGUGCUGUUGUCCUGGGCAGCUUGGCCAUGGGCACUGAGAACAACAUCAAGUCCCUGGUGGACUGUCACAUUAUCCCUGCCCUUUUUCAGGGUCUUUUGUGUCCCGACCUUAUUUUCAUAGAAGCCUGUCUGCGAUGUCUAAGAACUGUCUUCAUCAGUCCAGUCACACCAGUACAGCUGCUUUACACAGUUCCCACCGUGAUUCCUCACCUCAUGUCUCUACUGAGCCGCUCACACCGGACUCAGGAGUACAUCACUCAGAUCUUCUCUCACUGUUGUAAGACACCGGAGCAUCAAACUGUUCUUUAUAACCAUGGCGCCAUCCCGAACAUCUCCCCGCUUCUCGUUUCGCCCUCCUAUAAGGUUCGGAUGCAGGCGUUAAAAUGUUUCUCAGUCCUGGCGUAUGAGAACACUCAGGUCUCCAUGACUCUGGUGAAUGUUCUCGUGGAAGGCGAGCCGCUCUCUCAGGUUUUUGUCAGAAUGAUGCAAAGGGAUCAACCCAUCGAAAUGCAGCUCACGGCAGCCAAAUGUUUAACCUACAUGUGUCGAGCCGGUGCCAUACCCACCGACGACAGCUGCGUGGUUCUGAAGACGCUGCCCUGCCUCGUGCGGAUGUGCAGUAAAGAGCAUCUGCUGGAGGAGCGGGUGGAGGGCGCCGAGACACUAGCCUAUCUGAUGGAGCCAGACGUGGAGCUGCAGCGGAUCGCCAGCACCACCGACCACCUGGUGGCCAUGUUGGCAGACUACUUCAAGUACCCAAGCUCGGUUUCAGCCAUCACUGACAUCAAGAGGGUGCGUCAGUGGGCAAGGCUGGAUCACGACCUGAAACACGCUCACGAACUGAGACAAGCUGCUUUCAAACUUUACGCCUCGUUGGGCUCCAACGACGAGGACAUCCGCAAGAAGAUCACGGAGACGGAGAACAUGAUGGACAGGAUAGUCAGCGGCUUGUCGGAGUCCAGCAUCAAAGUCCGCCUGGCAGCAGUCAGGUGUCUCCAUAGUCUCUCUCGGUCGGUGCAGCAACUGAGGACCAGUUUCCAUGACCACGCCGUUUGGAAACCUCUGAUGAAGCUGCUACAGAAUGCUCCGGAUGAAGUCCUGGUCAUGGCCUCGUCCACACUAUGCAACCUGCUGCUGGAGUUCUCACCGAGCAAAGAGCCCAUCCUGGAGUCCGGAGUGAUCGAGUUACUAUGCAGUUUAACACAGAGCGAGAGUCCGGCGCUGAGGGUCAAUGGGAUCUGGGCGCUGAUGAACAUGGCGUUCCAGGCCGACCAGAAGGUGAAGGUGGAGAUUGUUCAGUGUCUCGGGACAGAACAGCUGUUCCGUUUGCUGUCGGACUCUGACACUAAUGUGCUGAUGAAGACCCUUGGCUUGCUGCGAAACCUGCUCUCCACACGUCCACACAUCGACCAGAUCAUGAGUUCUCACGGGAAGCAGAUCAUGCAGGCAGUGACCCUCAUCUUGGAAGCAGAGCACAGCGUGGAGGUGAAGGAGCAGACACUGUGCAUCCUCGCCAACAUCGCGGACGGAAACACGGCCAAAGAUCUCAUCAUGACCAACGACGACAUGCUCCAGAAAAUCAAGUACUACCUGGGACACUCGAAUGUGAAACUGCUGCUGGCUGCGACUCUCUGCAUCUCCAACCUGAUCUGGAACGAAGAAGAUGGGUCUCAGGACCGCCAGGACAAACUCCGGGAGAUGGGGUUUGUGGACAUUUUGCACAAACUCGCCCAGUCGCCGGACCCCAACCUUAGUGAGAGGGCGAAAACGGCGAUGCAGCAGUACCUUGCGUGACCCCCGGGAGGCAGUGUUUCUCCGCUGCCAGUCUGCUCAGCAAUCCUUGCAAGGACGCCGUCUGUGGUGGUCACACUGACUGAGACACCUUCACCUCGACCCAGCCGGGCCACGUCGGACCUCCGAGUCGUCGGCUGUCAAGGGUCGAUGACGCCGGUUUAUUUUUGAAGUGAUUUUUUUUUUUUGUUUUAGAACUGCAGAACCACACCUGGCUCUGGUGCUACUGGACUCCAAGAUGGUGGAGAAUCUCCAGAGCAGGACCGUCUGACAUGAAAUGUUUCCUGCUUCUGACCCUUUUUUUAAAUGAAUUUUGCCGAAGGCUUUGCAAAUGACGUGUUUAGGACAGACUGCCCACUUUGGAGUGUUUUUUUCCUUCUUGUGGAUACAUACCUCGUAAAUAUAUAAAUAUAUAUAUAUAUAAAGAUAAACGUAUAAAUAUAUAUUUUUGGAAUCUUGCUCCCCCUCCAGUUGGUUUGUUUUUAUCCUUCCCCACAUUUUCCCACCCUCUGCGUGCACUGUAUCAUACCUGUAACCAUAGGAAAUCUAACCCCGAGUUGUUGACUCGACACACUGAUCACCGGAUUGCAGAAUCUCACCAGACAUUUUAACUGUGCUCCCUCUUUGGUGUGUGUUUGAAAAGGGACAAAUGGAAUUCUCGCAGAUGAUGCAGGAAAAGUGGGCAAACCACAAAGGUAGUCCGUGUUUGUGAUGAUCCCGAGAAUUCCAGACUUUCCCGACGCUCUGAUAGGAACGAAUGUCAUCACUGAAAAUACAGUUAUGCAGACCUGAA
Molecule: messenger RNA, 3030 nt
Organism: Synchiropus splendidus (mandarinfish)
Lineage: Eukaryota; Metazoa; Chordata; Actinopteri; Syngnathiformes; Callionymidae
Gene: armc8
Product: armadillo repeat containing 8
Exons: 22
Coding region: 201-2240 (679 amino acids)
Biological process (GO): proteasome-mediated ubiquitin-dependent protein catabolic process
Cellular component (GO): GID complex
Molecular function (GO): protein binding
Source: RefSeq, a predicted model, not a curated record